Messenger RNA from Brassica rapa (field mustard), 528 nucleotides. RefSeq lists its product as uncharacterized. Lineage: Eukaryota; Viridiplantae; Streptophyta; Magnoliopsida; Brassicales; Brassicaceae. The record is from RefSeq and is a predicted model, not a curated record.
UUGUUAAUUAUUUAUAGUAACUAUAGUUAGUUCUUGAAUAAGAUUACAAUGGAGGAUAAGGAAAAAGGUAAUUAUAAUUCAUGUACUCAGGAUGAAAGGAAAGUAUUGAUUGAAUUAUUUGUGGAGGGAAUUAAACGUGGAUGGUGUGAUUCUAGUGGUAUAAUAAACAAGGCAACGGUAGAAAAUAAAAUAUUACAAGUCCUCAAUGAAAGAGUUGGAUGCCAGAAACUCCACAAGCAUUAUCAAAGAAGGAUAAAGUUUUUGAAAAACCUAUACAAUAGCUAUGUUGAUCUUCAACGUAAUAGCUCUGGAUUUGGAUGGGAUUUUGAAACAAAAAGGUUUACAGCUUCUGAAGAAGUGUGGCAAGGAUAUUUGAAGGCACAUCCAAACCAUCAGUAUAUGCUUUAUGAUUCACAUGAACAGUUUGAAGAUUUGAAGAUAAUCUUUGAUGGUACAACUGCCAAUGGUGGCAAUUAUCUUCUGUACCAUUGGCAGUUGUACCAUUGGCAGUUGUACCAUCAAAGAUAA